AUGUCUAAUAUGCUAAUUUUGGUCUUUAAUUUUGUCUGCGCAUUUUCAAAGACUCCUAGUCAGAUGCUGGCAUUCCGUUUCCUGGCUGGUAUUGGCGGAAGUGCACCGCUGGCCCUCGGUGGGGGAGUCAUUAACGAUUGCUGGAGCGUCAAGGAACGUGGUCGGGCAGUGACUUUAUAUGCCCUGGCGCCUCUCUUGGGUCCAAUCAUUGGGCCGAUCGCUGGCGCAUGGAUUGCCAUGAAGACGACCUAUAUCUCACUCAGAUUGUUGCCACUGGCCUUUGCGCCCCAUUUACUGGCUCGAAAAGCAAGGAAGCUGCAAAAUGCUAGCAGCGGGGAAGGGAAUCUUCUACUCUACCCGGUCGUUUUACUUCUAACCGAACCUACGGCCCAGCUACUAGGAAUAUAUCUAGCCUAUAUAUACGGGCUGGUCUAUCUGAUACUGACGUCGAUCCCUGAUAUAUACGUCGUUGUAUAUCACGAGAGUAUCGGAAUUGCAGGAUUGCAUUACAUCGCCUUUGGAAUUGGCCUUUACAGUGGAGCGCAAAUCACGAAUGCGAUCCUGGAUGGACUGUAUCUCCGCCUCAGCGCUCACUACGGGACCGAAGGCCGUCCUGAAUUUCGAAUUCCCAUUAUGCUGCCCGCCACCCUGUUCGUGCCUAUAGGAUUGUUCAUUACAGGAUGGACUGUGUCAAGCGGAGUGCACUGGAUUGUCCCAGAUAUUGGACUUGUUAUCACCGGAAUGGGCAUCGCCGUGAACUGGCAAGCGAUACAAACAUAUAUCAUCGAUACCUACACCGUUCAUGCAGCACCAGGGUAUGGGAAAGGAAACACCAUACUAGCUAAUUACACUUUGGGCCUGGAAUUCCCGAUGUAA
Molecule: messenger RNA, 876 nt
Organism: Guyanagaster necrorhizus
Lineage: Eukaryota; Fungi; Basidiomycota; Agaricomycetes; Agaricales; Physalacriaceae
Product: MFS general substrate transporter
Exons: 12
Coding region: 1-876 (291 amino acids)
Biological process (GO): transmembrane transport
Molecular function (GO): transmembrane transporter activity
Source: RefSeq, a predicted model, not a curated record